Molecule: messenger RNA, 1984 nt
Organism: Medicago truncatula (barrel medic)
Lineage: Eukaryota; Viridiplantae; Streptophyta; Magnoliopsida; Fabales; Fabaceae
Product: WD repeat-containing protein 13
Exons: 12
Coding region: 155-1648 (497 amino acids)
Cellular component (GO): nucleus
Molecular function (GO): promoter-specific chromatin binding; protein binding
Source: RefSeq, a predicted model, not a curated record
UAAUAAAUUUUCCCCCGAUUUCUGCACCGAUCAUCACCGGUUGGUAAUUUCUGAAUACAGCUUCAACUUCUCUCUCAUUUCGAACCUUAACCAAGUUCACCGGAGAUUCAGGUCCAACCACCACUCUCCGAUGAACGCUUCUUAAUCCUACACCAUGGCGGAGCACAGUACUGCCACCGUCAACCACCAACAAAACAACAACAACAACAUCAACGACGACGACGACAAGAAGAAAGAUAAGACUUCAGAUCCAGACUUAUUCUGCUGUCUUCUUCAACCUCUCACCUCCGACGCUGAUCCUGAGUACACCGGCAUUCGUCGCCUCCUUCUUCACCAAAAAGCCGAAGCUGGAAUUCUCCGCCGUAAGGAUUGGAGAUGCAAUGGGAAAACUUACGUGGCAUACCGGAAUUAUAUAAACAGGCCGAGGAACUGGGAGAGUUUAGGACGAGCCCCAAGUCUUCGAAGUACUCCGGGAAACAGUGGCCGCUGGUUUCCAUCUCCAAGUCCACUCUCCCGUUGGUCUGAGGUGGACAGCUGGAGUUCUGGGAGGGAUGUCCAAGUUGCAAAUUCAGUAUCUAAUCAUAGAGCAAGUUUUGGCUCUGGGUCAAAUGCAAGUGAUUCUGAUCGUCCACGAAUUCGUGGUGUUGAGCCUGCCUAUUCCUUCGUAGGAAUGCAUUGCAUCUUCGACCAGUGCAAAGCCUCUGUUACGGUGAUAAAGUUUGGGCACAUGAGUUCUGACCUACUUGCUUAUGGGGCAUCAGAUGGAACCUUGACUGUGUGCAGUGUUUCAGAGAAACCUUCAGUCAUCAAACAAUUAAACGGCCAUUCGAAAGACAUUACAGAUUUCGAUUUUACAUCAAACAAUCAGUACAUUGCUUCUGCUUCGUUGGAUAAAACUGUAAGAGUAUGGGAGAUAGAAAAAGGAAAUUGCAUGCGGGUGAUAUAUGGAGUUUCUUCACAGUUGUGUAUCCGUUUCCACCCUGUAAAUAACAACUUCCUUUCUGUUGGCAAUGCAAACAAAGAAAUCAAUGUGUUCAAUUUUAGCACUGGGAGGACAAUUAACAAGUCGGUAUUUGACGCCGAAGUUACCUCUAUGGACCACGACCAUACGGGCCAUCUCAUAUUUUGUGGAGAUGCGCAGGGAUGUAUAUACUCUGUAAAUAUGAACUCCCACACAGGUAUAUUAUCCCGCUCACAUCGUCAUCGAAGUAGCAGCAAACACAGAUCUCCAGUCACAACAAUGCAGUAUAGGAGUUUCUCUCUGCUAGCUCGAGGACCUGUGUUGCUGACCUGUACUCAGGAUGGAAAUCUAUCUUUUUUCAGUGUGGCUUUGGAGAUAAAAGGUUAUUUAACUCUUCGUUGCUCGCUCAAGUUAACUCCUCGGAUACACAAAAUUCAAGCUUCUUUCUGCCCCCUUCUUUCUCUUGAAAAAGGAGAAUUCAUUGUUGCUGGAAGUGAGGACUCAAACGUCUAUUUUUAUGAUUUAACAAAGCCAAAGCAUACAUGUGUGAACAAGCUACAGGGUCAUCGGUUUCCUGUGAUGGGGAUUGCUUGGAACCAUGGAGAAAACUUUUUGGCUUCAUCUGAUUUUUACGGCAUAGUAAUUGUUUGGAAGAGAGAAAGAACAAAUCAGAACAUGAAUACAUAGCAAUAGAAGUUUAAAAGCAUAUAGUUUUGAGUUGAGGGCUUGUGAAGAUAGCUUCCUUAACAUUUCUUCUUUCUCUUUCGCGUUCACCGUUGUCCUUUUGUAUCUUUUGUGCUAUUAUUUUUCUAUUUUUGCGACAAAGUUCAUUUUGUACCUUGUAUGUAUGUUGAGGAAGAAAGUUUAUUCUUAGUGAGCCAUGAUUAGCGAUUUUGUAAACAAAUUCUGAGAGGUAUGUUUUGUUUUGACAUUGCUCACAUUGUAAUUUUACACCAUCAAAGAAUAAGGUUAUGUAUCUGAAUCAACACUUUAUUGGUUGAAUGUACAAAGUACUCCUGCAAA